AGAGGAGGUGGACGGGGGGACAGGGGAUGGAGAGGAGGUGGACGGGGGGAUAGUGGAUGGAGAGGGGAUGGUCGUGGAGGAGGACGAGGCAGAGGAGGGGGGCGACGGGAUGGGAGCAGAUCACAAAUGGGAGGAGAAGACAGUGGAACAGCGAAAUGGGGCACAGAAGCUGAGCAGGGAGGGCGAAGUAGAAGUUGUAGUGGACGAGGCAGAGGAGACAGAAGAGAACAUAUUUCGGGCCAAAAACUGUUCCCAUAUCUUUUCCAAGACCCUCUGAACGCUCCAGACAGGAGUAACCAACACGCCAGUGGUAGAACAUCUGAACCUAGAGGUAGAGGUGGGCAUGAGAGAGGAAGAGAUGGCGCCCCUGAGGUACGCAGAAUAGGGUUCAAAACAUUUGAAGGGCUGUUGGAUAAAGAACCUUCUGAGGUGGCCAUCUCUCUUUCAUCUAGUUUGGGACUCAAGAAUCUGCUCGACGACAGGACGAUGAGCAACAAAUUGAUUCAGGUAGUCUGUGAGGUUCUCUGCAAAGCUUUUCAGGCUAGAAAUGACCGCAAGAUCGUGCUGCAUUUAGCCAACAUGGUUAAGAGCUCUGCAUUUUUCCGUAACAUCCUUCCGUACUAUGUGACCGGAAUAAUGUCUGAAAACAUUCCAGCUCGCAGGCAGGAGUAUCCCCAGCAUUUGAGCAACAUCAUCAGUCUCCUCACCGAUGUUCUCAACAUGUUCCCAUAUAGCUCUGUCCAAUCGGUCUCCAUGUUGGUGAAUCUUCUGAAACCAGCCGUCAAUCAGUUACGUGCCUCUGGCGUAGAUAUUCCCAACAGCAUUGACGAAGGCUUGGACAGGGUCCAAGGUUUGGUGGACCACCUUCAGGAGAAGUCAAGAGAGGGAACCUUACGGUCAGAUAAGUACUCUUUUCUAGCAGCCAAUGAGGACGCUCCACCUGGAGAGGAAGACUAUAAGACCAUGAGCAUCUAUCCAACCCUUGAAGAGUUCCACCUAGACCACAAUCCUUUCCUGAGGCCCAACAUAAUAACUCAGAGGUUCCCUAGCGCUCGCAUCUAUCUUGACACACAUUUCCGUCUUCUCCGUGAAGAUUUUGUGAGGCCGCUGCGGGAGGGAAUUCGGGAUCUUCUGAGAAGCCAGCGUGAUGAGAACAUUGGUGGUGCACCACUGAAGAACAAGCGUUUUGAUGACAUCAGAAUCUACAAAGACACACGAAUGGUUGUGCCACUCUGCACGUCAACAGGCAUCGCCUACACAGUGCAGUUUGACCCACGACCUCUUCAGUUUGUCCGGUGGGAAAAUUCGAAACGGCUGCUUUAUGGAUCCCUUGUCUGUCUCUCCAUGGACAACUUUGAAACUUUCCUUUUUGCUGUUGUGAACAAUCGGGAUCCUAAACUACUGAAGGAGGGAAGGGUGGAUAUCUGUUUUACCUCCGACAGCAGACCCAGUCUGGCCAGGGUUGAGCCCUCACACUCUUUUCUGAUGGUGGAGACCACCGCUUAUUUUGAGGCCUACCGAUAUGUCCUUGAAGGUCUCCAGGAGCAAAAUGAGAAUGAGCUUCCCUUUCAAAGGUACAUAGUGGAAUGCAGUACAGAGGUUUAUCCGCCAGCUUACCUUCGGAUUGAGGGAAGGAAGUACGAUCUGUCUAACAUUGUGGGUGAAGGACAGGAUAAGAUCGCCCCCUUCAACCCUCUUAUCCCAGAGGCCUGGCCUGAUGAGCGGAAAAUGGGUCUUGAUGAAAGUCAGCUUCGAGCACUAAAUCUAGCCCUUACCCAUGAACUAACAAUUAUUCAGGGACCACCAGGCACAGGGAAGACAUAUGUUGGACUGAAGAUUGCUCGGGCUUUAUUAGACAACCAUCAAGCCUGGUCAAGUGGACGGCCGAUGCUGGUGGUCUGCUAUACCAAUCACGCUCUGGACCAGUUUCUUGAAGGCAUUCAUGGCUUUUUAAAAGAGGGCAUUGUAAGAGUUGGAGGUCGGAGUAACAGUGAGGUUCUGAAGCCUUUCGCUUUGAGGGAACUCACCAGAGCCGCAAACUUCCGCAAAAAUUUGCCGUCCCACCUUAGGAGAGCCCACCACGAGAUCUAUACUCAGAUGAAGGAUGCAGAGGGGCUCUUAAAGCGACAGUCCGCCCAGCUGAAAUGUAUCUUGAGUGGGGUCCUGAAAGAAGAUUUUCUGAUGAAGUACAUCUCAGCUCUUCAUUGGGAAACUCUGUCUCUACAGCCGACAUGGGAUGGGUUUCAGAGGAAGAAGUCUUCAUUCAUAACAGAAUGGCUGGGCCUCGGAUUCUCGAUGUUCCAACCGAGACCACAGCGAGCUGGUGGGGCGGAGGCAGCAGAUUCAGAUGAAGCGCAAGAGGAGGAGGAACUUUUAGAGAUUGACGAACAGGCCGAUCUGAUCCAGGCUGAGAGAAUCCUGGUGGAUGCCGAGCACCGGGAAGGAAAUGGACCUAAGAAUCAGAGGAAAGAAGAUUCCGAGGUUGAUGCUAUGGCUGAACUCAUGUUGUCCAUGAGCGUCAAUGAUACAGAGCACAUUGAGACUGCAGCUGAUGAUGAGGGUUUCCAGUUUCAAAAACACCAGAAGAAGAAAAUGAAGCAAACGGUCAAACAUGAACUGAUGAAGUCUUCAGUUAUGAGUGAGGGAGAGGAGAAGAAUGAAACCAAUGUGUGGAACUUCUGUCUGAAAGACCGAUGGAGAUUGUAUCGUCUCUGGGUUUUGCGCUAUCGCAUUGACCUCCGUACCAAGGCUCUCCAAGCCGAGCAGACGUAUCAGGAGGCAGCCGAGCGGCUCAAUGAAAUUCGCCUUCGUGAGGACCUUUGCGUCCUUCAGGAGGCUCGGGUCAUCGGCAUGACGACCACAGGAGCAGCUAAAUACAGACAAGCUCUGCAGGAGCUGAAACCACGACUGGUGGUGGUGGAGGAGGCUGCGGAGGUGAUGGAGGCUCAUACCAUCACCACGCUCAGUUCAACCUGUCAGCAUCUCAUACUGAUCGGAGAUCACCAACAGCUGAGACCUAGUGCGACUGUGUACGAUCUUGCCAGGAACUUCAAUUUAGAGGUGUCUAUGUUUGAGAGGCUGAUCAAAGUGGGUUUCCCAUUCGAGCGUCUCAACUACCAGCAUCGCAUGAGGCCGAGCAUCGCCAGACUUUUGACCCCUCACAUCUACUCCGAACUGGAAAAUCACCCCUCUGUCCUGGAGUAUGACAACAUUAAGGGGAUCAUGACGAACCUCUUCUUUGUGGAUCAUCGUCAUCUUGAAGAGGAGAUCAAAGAUGGCCGAAGCCACCAGAACCCUCACGAGGCUCAAUUUGUGGUCGCCCUUUGCCGGUAUUUGCUGUGUCAAGAAUACAAGCCCUCACAGAUCACCAUUCUUACCACAUACACCGGGCAGCUCUACUGCCUGAGAAGGUACAUGACCGCUCUUCAGUUUUCUGGCGUCAAGGUCCACGUAGUCGACAAAUAUCAAGGGGAAGAGAAUGACAUUGUCAUAUUGUCCCUCGUUCGCAGCAACCUCGAAAAGAGGGUCGGUUUCCUGAGCAUUCCAAAUCGCGUUUGUGUGGCACUCUCUCGUGCAAAGAUGGCUCUCUAUUGUAUUGGGAACAUGGACAUGCUGGGGUCGGUUCCGCUGUGGAGCAACAUCCUUCACACUCUGAGAGAGAGUGGUCAAGUGGGUCGUGCUUUAACACUGAGUUGUCUUAACCAUCCAGAUAAACAAGCCCAAGUUGCCUGUGCCGAAGAUUUCAAGAGUGCCCCUGAGGGUGGCUGCGAUCAGCCCUGCCAGUAUCGUCUGGACUGUGGCCACGUGUGCACACGUAUGUGCCACCCUUAUGACGCUGAGCAUAAGAAGUACCAGUGCAACAAGAACUGCACAAAGGUGCUGUGUGAACUCGGACACCCAUGUCCACUCCGCUGUUAUCAGGACUGCGGCAAAUGUCAGGUACCCAUAGAAAAGAUGAUACCAUCUUGUCUGCACAUGCAGAAAGUGCCCUGCCACAAAGAACCUAUGACCUUUGUGUGUCAAGAGCCGUGCCAAAAGACCCUGACAUGCGGUCACCCCUGCAAAGCAAAGUGCGGGGAAUCUUGCACAACUCGGUGCACGGUGAAAGUUCCCGUGGAGCAGAAAUGUGGCCACACCCAGAAUGAGCAAUGCUCAAUUUCCAGAGAUCCCAAUAGGGUGCCACGGUGCAAAACUAAAUGUGGCACUACCCUGAAAUGUGGGCAUCCCUGCCCAGGGCUUUGCCAUGAAUGUUAUCAAGGUCGCUUACACAAAGGUUGUGCAUAUAAAUGCCAACGUAUCAUCGUUUGUUCUCACGAGUGUAAGGAGCCCUGCGUAAGAGAUUGUCCACCCUGUUCCUUUCCAUGCGAGAACCGCUGUGUCCACAGCAUUUGCAAGAAGCCUUGCGGUGUCCCUUGUACCCCAUGCAAAGAACCCUGUGCAUGGCAGUGCCCACACCACUGCUGUACCAAGCUGUGUCAUGAACCAUGUGACCGACCCCCUUGCUCUGUUCCCUGUAACAAAACCUUGCCCUGUGGACAUGGAUGCAUUGGUCUGUGUGGAGACCUUUGUCCUGACAAGUGUCGCGUUUGCCAUGCAGAUGAAGUUACGGAAAUCUUCUUUGGCACGGAGGACGAACCGGAUGCAUGUUUCAUUCAACUUGAAGACUGCAAUCAUCUGUUUGAGUCUGAAGGAAUGGACCGUUACAUAAAUCUUGACGAAGACCAAGAGGCUAACCUGGAUCAAAGGGCCAUCAAGCUUAAGAAUUGUCCUAGGUGUCGUACUCCAAUCCGUAGAAACCUGAGGUAUGGCACUCACAUCAACCGUAGCCUGGCAGCCAUUGAGAUGGUCAAGGAGAAGAUAAACGGUGUCCCAGCGCUUAUCAGGCAACAACAGGAUGACCUCAGCUUGGAACUGGCUGGAAAGACUCAUCUGAUACAGUACCUUCCUGAAGAGUAUGCCAUGGUUAGACAAUGGCUUGACACGACUGACCUUUCACUCCAGCGCCUGUGGGAACUUGAGAACUUGAUGACCUUCCUUGAGAAGUUUGCAAAGCUGGUAAAGAUGCAGAAAGAAUGUUCAUUGCCAGACAACAGCGACAUGUUCUCAAGGAGAAUUGGCGAGUGCUUGAAAUUUCUUCUGCAUCCAAACCAAAGGUUUUCAAACCAGCAGGUUUCCGAUCUUGAACGUGAGUUUAGGAGACUCUCCCAUCUGGCUGAGCUCAAUGCCCGUUGUCAGAUGUCUCAGUUCAAGGAUCUGGGAGUUGGGCUCAACAAAGAGAUCAGACAGUUACGAGAGAUCCUGGAGGACAUGCUGCCCUUCUCUGAGGGUCUAGAACUUACAGUGAAGAUGAUGUUUGUAGAGAUCGACCCCAGACUACCACGAAGUGGUCUAGGCAUCACAGAUGAUGAGAGAUUGAUGAUUGUCAAAGCCAUUGGUUUGAAUAAAGGCAACUGGUACAAAUGUCCCAACGGUCACGUGUAUGCCAUUGGUGACUGUGGAGGCGCUAUGGAACAAAGCACAUGUCCAGAAUGUAAGGUCACUAUUGGAGGAGCUAAUCAUAGUUUGGCUCAAGGAAAUGCUCUUGCGUCUGAGAUGGAUGGAGCUGACUAUGCGGCCUGGUCAGACACUGCCAACAUGGCAAAUUUUGACCUACAAAAUCUCAUGUGAUUGUUUUCUCUGCAGGUGUGAUCUGAUUGUGCUUAUUGUUUUAACCAAAAAUCAUGAAAUGUUGUUUUAAUCCGGUAUGGAGACAGUUUCCUUUUGUCCAGGACAUGCUGUAAAUGAAAUGUUAGAAAAAUGACAGGUAUUUUGGCAAGUAAGUGGAUUUUUUUCGUCAACAAUGCUUGUUUUUACUCAUGGUAAGCACUUAGCAGUAGCACUUUCCAAUCAUUAUUUUUCAGGCUGCGGUUUUUAAAGUUGUGAUUGUGAUCAUUCAGAGCACAUGUAUAAUCAAGUACGGAGAGCACUUUCCCUUUUCUGCUGAGCAUGCCUUAAAUUAAAUGUUAGAAAAAUGCCAAGAGCAUUUGAUUUACUGGAGGUUAGCGCUGGGCUAUGAUGAGAAAUUCAUGAAUUUUAAAGCUGUUGUUAAUGUUGUCAUUGUGAUAAUAUAAAGCACAUGUUUUUGUUGUUAGAGGAACAUAUUGCCUUCUAUUAAAUGAACUCGGUUAAACAGAUCUAUUUUAAUGCUUAUUCCAUUAAAGCAUGCUGAAAUACACAAUAUAGCAACUGAUAUGAUGUUGAACACCUAUUCACAUGGUACUGUCUAUAUAACUGUAAGCACUUAGAGACUAACUAUUGACUUACUGUACUAACAAAUAAAGAAUACUAUAUA
This is a messenger RNA of Triplophysa dalaica, 6331 nucleotides long. It is a transcript of the gene znfx1, whose product is annotated as zinc finger, NFX1-type containing 1. The record is from RefSeq and is a predicted model, not a curated record. Gene Ontology annotation, molecular function: helicase activity. Lineage: Eukaryota; Metazoa; Chordata; Actinopteri; Cypriniformes; Nemacheilidae. The annotation marks the transcript as partial. The transcript is spliced from 13 exons. Gene Ontology annotation, cellular component: nuclear RNA-directed RNA polymerase complex. Gene Ontology annotation, biological process: regulatory ncRNA-mediated heterochromatin formation.